GUGUCAACAUCAGCUGUUCGUCCCUUCGCAUUUUUAACUCGUACUGUGUGAGUUACGGCAAUUUUCCCGUGGGGUAUUCGGUGUUGGAAUAAAUAAAGAGAAAUGGACUACUCGAUGUCAGGAGGGAGGCAGCGUAAGUUUGGCUGGUGUUGAUUUGUUGCUGUGUCCUGCACAACCAGUAACCUCUUCUUUCCUUGUAUCUAAUUUCCCAGGUCCGUGGCCGUAGGGUAGUUGGUAGUGGUCCUGAGACUGCACCUACCACCAACACGGGCAGUAUGUACGACAAUCAUUAUGACCCAUAUGGGCAGCCACAAGGCCAGCAGCCUCCGCCACAGCUGUUUGAGGAUACCAGUGGUCAGAACUAUGGAUAUGGAAACCAAGGUGAGGGAGCAGCUGGUUACAGAGGGAAUAACUAUGGGUAUCCCCAAGGGGGUGGGCCACCGCCUUCAGGAGCUCAAGGUGGUAAUGCUCAAGGGGGGGCAGGAUACCCUCAGUACCCAGGUAUGCCAGGACCACAGAUUUUCCAGGAUCCUAUGGUAGCUAAUAUGGCCAUGCAGUAUGGCCAGAGUUUGGUGGGUCAAGGGCGAGAGUAUGUGGACAAGAAGUUGGAGAAAUAUGUCUCCAUGACCCAAAUAAAGUAUUAUUUCGCUGUCGACACACGCUAUGUCAUGAAGAAGCUGCAACUACUGUUUUUCCCCUUUACACACUCGGACUGGAGUGUACGCUACAACCAAGAGGAGCCAGUGCAACCCCGCUAUGAGAUCAAUGCUCCAGACUUGUAUAUUCCUUUAAUGGCUGUUGUAACUUACAUCUUAGUGGCUGGUCUCUGUCUUGGCCUUCAGGAGAG
Messenger RNA from Penaeus monodon (black tiger shrimp), 847 nucleotides. It is a transcript of the gene Yif1, whose product is annotated as protein YIF1B-B-like. Lineage: Eukaryota; Metazoa; Arthropoda; Malacostraca; Decapoda; Penaeidae. Gene Ontology annotation, biological process: endoplasmic reticulum to Golgi vesicle-mediated transport. The record is from RefSeq and is a predicted model, not a curated record. Gene Ontology annotation, cellular component: Golgi membrane; endoplasmic reticulum membrane; endoplasmic reticulum-Golgi intermediate compartment.